GAGUCUGAUGCAGAAGCAGAGUGUGAGCAGUCAGUCACAGAGCUGAAGGAAAUGCAGCAGCGUAGGCAGGAGGAGCUGGAGAGGAAGAUGAUGGGCGAUGGCUCGGAUGAAGAGCUUGAACCAGAUGAAAUCCCGAAAAGCUGGGCAAGGAAGCAGCACCGAGGAUGCAGGAUGUACCUGGGGAAUAGCUGAUGAAGUACAAGAGGAAGAUGAUGAAAAUGAAGAGAACCCUUUUGCUACAGGAUUUCAAGAAGACACUGAAGCCUUCUACAUUAAAGACCCCAAAAAAGCUCUACAGGGGUUCUUUGACAGGGAAGGAGAGGAGCUGGAGUACGAGUUUGAUGAUAAAGGUCGGGCAACUUGGAUUUGCAGAGCCAGACUGCCAGCAGACGAUGCCUCAGGCAGGCAGCUUGUGGCAGAAGUGACUCACACUGGCAAGAAGAAGGAGGCCGCCAUCCAGUGUGCGUUGGAGGCCUGCCGGAUGUUGGAUGCCAGAGGCCUUCUGAGGCAAGAAGCAGUUUCACGCAAGCGAAGGAAGAAAAACUGGGAGGAUGAGGACUUCUAUGACAGUGACGAUGACACUUUUCUCGACCGCACUGGAGCCAUCGAAAAAAAGAGACAGGACCGCAUGAGGAAGGCAGGAAAGAUUCAAGAGAAGCCGGACACCUUUGAUUCCCUGGUUGUCAAACUGCAGGAAGUGGAAAAGGAGCUGGCUGAAACGGAGCAGAAGCUGAAUUUGGGAAAAGGUGACUGUCAGCCAUCGGCAGAUGAUCCUUUAGAUGCCUUCAUGAAGGAGGUCCGGACAGGUGGAACUCUUGACAGCAUUACUCGUAAGAAACUGCAUUUGCGUGCCAGCGAGCUCAAGAAAGAAGGGCAGCAUUUGAGGAAAUUGGUGGAGAUUGCCCGUCCAGCUCAGAUGCCAGAGCUUGAAACUCCAUCCACAAGUGAAGCAAAGUCCCAGGAGAAGCCCAAAAAGCUGUCCCUGCCCAUGUUUGGGGCGAUGAAAGGUGGAAGCAAAUUUAAGCUGAAGACUGGAACUAUUGGAUGCCUGCCUCCAAAACGUCCCAAUUUACCUGCCAGUUUGUUCAGCUCAAAGGUGGAGGUGGAAGAGGAGGAGGAAGAAGAAGAGGAAGAGGAGGAGGAGGAAGCGCAUGCACAUACUGGGGCAUCUACUGCACAAAAGACCAGCAAGGGAAAUCCUCUUGAGCCGGCUAAUGUGUACCCCGCUGCUUCAGAAGACCCACUUGCUGAUAAUGAAGCUGAUGUCAGAGAGGCCGAGCCAGGCAGGUCUAGAGAGGAUGAGGAUGUUCCUGAACGUUUAGCACUUGCCGCUGCUUCCAAUGUCUCUGUGAGACCCAAGGAAGUUGAAACUGAGAAGGCAGCGGGGUCUUCUGUGAAAAGGAAGAAGCCUUAUGGUCCAAGCCGACCCCCUGCAGCGGUCCUCUCUGCACAGUACCCUUCUGAUGACCCCGACUACUGUGUCUGGAUGCCCCCCAAAGGUCAGAGUGGCGAUGGCCGGACACAUCUCAAUGACAAGUAUGGCUACUAGGGUGACCUGCGUGAUGAUGAGGACGAUGAUAAAGAGCAAUGCUGGCAGAUGACGGAGCUGCUGUCUUCUUUUUGGGUGAUCUAGUUGGCUGGCUAAAUGGGAAGCUUACCAAAGAGAUCCUGAGGACGGCCUGGCAAUUGACAGGAAGCCAUAGUGCUGAUCGAUGGGUUUGUUUUCACAAUUUGUUCCAGGUCAGAGUGGGCCGGUGGUCUUUUCCCACCACAGCUACAGGUUUGACCCCAUUUAGGGCGAUUAACUUUAGCAAAGCGAAAUGGAAGGCUAAGCUAAGCCGCAUCAUUUCUUCUGUACUAUAAUGGAGGGGGCGCCACUUUGCUUUUCCUUUUAUAUUUAAACUCCGAGUGUCUGCCGUUCAGAUGUUCUCCUUGUCUCCAGCUCGUUAUUCACUUAGAGGGUCACUGCAGGGUCCGACAUGAGCGACGCCGGCCACUCAUUUUCAAGUCUGUUACCGUCAGGAGAGAGUCAUUAGUGGGCCGUAGCGGCUCUCCGGGGGGCAACCUGAUCUUGUGUCUGUAGGCUGCCCCCUUUGGGCCGGCAUUGACAUAACAGUCGGAAAUUAAGUUGAGAGGGAGACGCAAAUCCAGUUGCAGCAUAAAAACUGGGAGGACAGCAAAAUCCACACCGUCAGUCUCUUUAUGUAAAUCUUUUUUUUUUUAAUUAAUUUUGUAAAAAUGUUUAAUAAAUUACAAUUCUGUAAACGAGAAAACCCCUUUAACUUCAAA
Polypterus senegalus (gray bichir) is the source of this 2289-nucleotide messenger RNA. RefSeq names its product solute carrier family 4 member 1 adaptor protein. The record is from RefSeq and is a predicted model, not a curated record. Bases 98 to 1549 code for a protein of 483 amino acids. NCBI's taxonomy places the organism in Eukaryota, Metazoa, Chordata, Cladistia, Polypteriformes, Polypteridae. The transcript is spliced from 13 exons.